AUGGAGAUAGAAAUUGGUAAUUCCCCUCUUUCUCUAUCUGCUGGUGCUGGACACUUUGGUAACCACCACAAAAAGUUACUUAUCUUCAUUUCUAUCUAUGUACCUCAGUUGCUUCAUAUCUGUCUAUCUCAGUCUCUUCAUAUUUGUCUGUCUGUCUAUCUCAGUCUCUUCAUAUCUAUCUAUCUAUCUCUUUGUAUUUGUCUGUCUAUCUCAGUCUCUUCAUAUCUAUCUAUCUAUCUCUUCGUAUUUGUCUGUCUGUCUAUCUCAGUCUCUUCAUAUUUGUCUGUCUGUCUAUCUCAGUCUCUUCAUAUCUAUCUAUCUAUCUAUCUAUCUCUCUUCUAUUUCUCUAUCUAUCUAUCUAUCUCUAUCUCAGUCUCUUCAUCAUAUCUAUCUAUCUAUCUCUUCGUAUUUGUCUGUCUGUCUAUCUCAGUCUCUUCAUAUCUAUCUAUCUAUCUCUUCGUAUUUGUCUGUCUGUCUAUCUCAGUCUCUUCAUAUCUAUCUAUCUAUCUCUUCAUAUUUGUCUGUCUGUCUAUCUCAGUCUCUUCAUAUCUAUCUAUCUAUCUCUCUUCUAUCUAUCUGUCUAUCUAUCUCAGUCUCUUCUAUCUAUCUAUCUAUCUCUUCGUAUUUGUCUCUGUCUAUCUAUCUAUCUAUAUCUAUCUAUCUAUCUCUUCGUAUUUGUCUGUCUGUCUAUCUCAGUCUCUAUCUAUCUAUCUAUCUAUCUCUUCAUAUUUGUCUGUCUAUCUAUCUCAGUCUCUUCAUAUCUAUCUAUCUAUCUCUCUUUAUUUAUCUGUCUCUAUCAUAUCUAUCUAUCUAUCUAUCUCUUCAUAUUUGUCUAUCUGUCUAUCUCAGUCUAUCUAUCUAUCUAUCUAUCUCUUCAUAUUUGUCUGUCUGUCUAUCUCAGUCUCUUCAUAUCUAUCUAUCUAUCAUGACUGCAACAAUGGCUGCACCUGUUCUAUCUAUCUAUCUAUCUGUUCAUAUCUAUCUAUCCAUAUCUAUCUGUUAAUAUCUAUUCAUAUCUAUCUAUAA
Molecule: messenger RNA, 1026 nt
Organism: Acanthosepion pharaonis
Lineage: Eukaryota; Metazoa; Mollusca; Cephalopoda; Sepiida; Sepiidae
Source: the annotation of a GenBank genome assembly